Molecule: messenger RNA, 6153 nt
Organism: Zootoca vivipara (common lizard)
Lineage: Eukaryota; Metazoa; Chordata; Lepidosauria; Squamata; Lacertidae
Gene: CFAP58
Product: cilia and flagella associated protein 58
Cellular component (GO): cytoskeleton
Source: RefSeq, a predicted model, not a curated record
GCCCGUGUACACAGCGGCAACGCGGCAGCGAGGAGGAGGACAGGCCCUUUCUCCCGGCCUGUGCGCGGGGUCCUCGCUCCCUUCUCACCUCGGGGCCUCUGCGCUUCUCCACCCGCUGCAAAAAUGGCAGAGGAAAAAUAUGACAAACCUGCAAUAGAAGAAAAUAUCUUUGAAGCGUUGGAAAAAGACUUCCAAGAAGUCAUCAAUGAGCUUACAGGAGAUCAAAGCCUUGAGAAAUUUCGCGUGGAAUAUGAGAAGCUCCACACGGUGCUAAGAAAGUCCUAUGAGAAUGAAAAGCGUCUCAUGGCAAAAUGCAGGGAGCUGAAUGCAGAGAUUGUGGUGAAUUCGGCUAAAGUGGCUACUGCCCUGAAACUCUCACAGGAUGACCAGACAACAAUAGCAUCUCUGAAAAGGGAGAUCGAAAAGGCCUGGAAAAUGGUGGAUGCAGCUUAUGAGAAGGAACAGAAAGCAAAGGAAACCAUCCUGUCUCUUAAAGAGGAAAUUGUGAACUUAUCUAAAUUAGUGGAGCAAGGAUCUGGAUUGUCAUUGGGUCAGGAGCAUAACCUGCGGGAAUUGCUAAAAUUCAAGGAAGACGUAACAAAGGAGCGAGACCAGCUUUUGGCAGAGGUUGUAAAGUUACGUGAAAAUGUAACAAAUAUGUCAGAUCAACAGCAUGAAGCAGAAAUGACAAAAACUGUGGCGGAACAAACCAUUGCUGAGCUUAAUCAGGAAAUCCAGUUGCGUCAGAAUGAGGCUUCACGGGAGGCCCGAAGGAAAGAAAAAAUGGAGAGGGAACUAAAACAGCAGCAGUUGGAAUUAGACAGUAAAUUGGCUGAAAUGAAGGCAAUGCAGCAGAGUAUGAAUAAAAACAAGGAGGAACUCCUGAGAAUUGAACAGCAGCUCAAGGAGCAAAAGAUUCUGAAUGAAAGAGCCACAAAAGAACUUGAACAGUGUACGGCAAGAAAUCUCAAGCUCCAGCAAGAAAAUGAACAGCAUACUUUGGCCAUCGAUCAACUCAUGCAGGAGAACCAGCAGAAAACCACGGAGCUGAGAGCGAGAGAAGAUGAGGUGUCUCAGAUGCGUCAAGAGAUUUCAAAACUUUCUAAAGUGAGAGAGGUUAUGCAGAGAAAAUUACGUGCUGUGGAAGAGCAAAAGACUCAUGCUGAAUUCGAAAGGGAUACCCUUAAAAAUCAGAUAAAUGGGCUGGAGAGAGAGUUGGAAGGUGCAAAAAAACAAGCUGAAGUUGAUAAAAAAGCUAUAGAUGAGCUUGUGAGAGAAAGGGACAUAUUGAACAAGAACUUGCUCAAGGCUGCUACCGUUACUCAAAAGCAGAUGAAUCUUGUUAAGCUCCAUGAACAGUCAAAGAAGAACCUGGAAGAAGAAAUUCAGAAUUAUAAGGAUGAGGCUCAGAAACAGAGAAAGAUAAUCUUCCAGCUCGAAAAAGAGAGAGACCGCUAUAUCAAUGAAGCCAGUGAUCUCACACAGAAGGUCCUCCAUCACAUGGAAGAUAUCAAAGUGCGGGAAAUGCAGAUCUUUGACUAUAAAAAGCAGAUAGCAGAGUCUGAAACAAAAUUAAAACAGCAACAGAACCUCUAUGAAGCUGUGAGAUCAGACAGAAACCUCUACAGUAAAAAUUUGAUCGAAGCCCAGGAUGAAAUCAAUGAAAUGAGAAAGAAGCUGAAGAUUAUGACACACCAGGUAGACCAGCUGAAAGAAGAGAUCUCUGCUAAAGAGGCAGCUCUUGUGAAAAUGCACCUGGACCACCAGCGGAUAGAAAAAGAGAAAGAGGCCUUAAAGAGUGAACUGCUUAAAAUGAGACAACAAGCUCUGGAGACUAAACACUUUAUUGAAAAACAAGAGGAAGAAGAAAGAAAACUCUUGAAAAUUAUUUCUGAAGCUGAUGCAGAGAGGAUCAGGCAAAAAAAAGAAUUAGACCAGGUUAUCAGUGAAAGAGACAUUCUGGGGAGCCAGCUGGUUCGUCGCAACGAUGAAUUGGCUCUUCUAUAUGAGAAGAUCAAAAUCCAGCAAUCAAUUCUGAACAAGGGAGAAAUGCAGUACCGGCAAAGAAUGGAAGACAUCCGACUACUCAAGCUGGAGAUCAAGAAACUUCGUCGGGAGAAGGCAAUACUUGCCAAGAGUGUAGCUAAUGUGGAAGAACUCAGGCAAGAAGUUUAUCAUAUGCAGAAGGAGUUACUAAAGGAACGGACCCGCUGUAGAGCCUUGGAGGAAGAGCUUGAGAACCCUAUGAAUGUUCACAGAUGGAGAAAAUUAGAGGCCAGCGACCCAAAUACCUAUGAGUUGAUACAAAAGAUACAUGCAUUGCAGAAACGACUUAUUAGCAAGACGGAAGAAGUGGUUGAAAAAGAGUUGCUCCUCCAGGAGAAGGAGAAACUGUAUGUAGAGCUGAAGCACCUCUUGGCCCGUCAGCCUGGACCAGAAGCAGCAGAACAGUUGCAGUUGUAUCGGCACACUCUGCGGGAGAAGACCAAGCAACUUAAAGUUUUGUCUUCUGAAUUGAACAUGUAUGAAUCACAGAGUCAGGAAUACAAAUAUGAAAUUGAAAGACUUGCCAAUGAGCUUCUAAAUGUAAAGAAGAAAUACCUCACUCAAAAACGCAAGGAACAUGAAAACAAGGAAAAGGAGAGAGCCUUGAGUAACAUAGAGCAUGACUACCAAGGAACAAGAAGCAGAGCUUCACGCUUCACUGGAGGUGGUUUCACGCUUAGCAACCCACCUCCCAAAAUUGUGGCCUAACACUAUUGCAUCAUUAAACCUCAUCCACUACAACGGAAAAGAGACAUUGGCAUGUCCAGCUGAACUAAAAUGUUUUUGAAUACAGAUUAGAUAACAUUACGGUUUUUAAAAUAAUUAGUAGCAAAAUAUUUCUUCAAGGUUACUUUGUUCUUCUUUAAAGGUAGCAUUCUGGGAUAAGCAAUGCUAUUUUUUAUGCCCAGUUAGUUGUUGAAUGCUGCCCAUAAUGACUCCCCAUCCUAUAGAUUUAUUUGGAGCAGAUAUUUUGGUUUUUACAGUUUUUGUUGUACUUCUAAGUACUCAAGACUAGAAGUAAGUUCAGUUGAAAUAUGAACAAUAUGAAGUGAUACAUGCUUCCAAGUAAAUAUAUUGCAUGUAGAAUUGUAAUCAACUGUAAAAGAUCUAUACUUAUAUUGGCUUCAACCUCUUCUUCAGCAUGAAAAAACAUGAAAAAUAACUAGAAUGCUAAUCAUUUAGCUGAAGAAAAUAUAAAGCUUAGAAUUCGUCACUUUAUUGGAACAACAUUAAUCUGUGAAAGUUUAAAGUCAUACGUGUUAAACAUUCUCAAAACUCAUUAGGAACAUUGGGAAGGUGUGUGAUAAUAUUAAGCCCAUACUGGUGAAUGUAUUUUUUUUAAUGCUAGAUAGCUAGUAUGGUGGCAACAUCUUUGACUGUACAUAUCAGUCUGUACAUUUAGAGUAUGCCUAUCUUUCAUUAAUCUAUUUCUCAUGUAUCGAAUCUAGAGUCUAAAUAUAACAGGUAUUUUCGUACCUGUUAAAAGGAAGACACUGAUUUAGUUCUGCAACAUUUAAAGAUUGUUUACAUUUUACAUCAUGUAUACCUCCCCACACCAAAACCUUUUCAACCAAAGAGAUUUAAUUAUCAUUCAUUAGCAAGCCGUUUAAUAAUGUCAAUGUGUGAGGUGCUGAAGAAUGGGGAUAAGAGUUUAAAAUACAAUGACUUUGAUGUAUUCUUGCCUCAGGGACGAAAAACUCCCAGGAGAGAUCCUGAUAAAUAUUUCAUUAAAAAAAAAAAACUUUUGCAAAGAUAUCGAUCUUUUGUUUGGUGGAAUACAGAAUUCUAUAUUAAAGCCCCUUUGGAAAACUAUUAAUGUUAAGUGUUUAUUUCACAGAAAUCAAGUAAUCUGUGAUGGGGAAUCAUUUUGAUUUUAUAUAAGGGACAAAGAUACUUCGUUAUUAGAGGAAUUGUCAUUGUCUUUAAUUUCUGACGCAAAUAUUAUUCUUGUUAGUGUCUCUGUCUUUCGUGUCUUGUUUCCUGAAGAUACCAGUGAAUACUUAAAAUUAUGUUUCUUAACAUUUUCUUAUCAUCAUAACAAUCGACUCACUAUAAACAAAAUAUGCAAUGUACAACUCCUAGUAUCUUGCUGCAUUAGCUGCAUGGACCAGCAGAGACUCAUUUAGGUUGGAGCAUCCAUCUUAAACAAUAUUGCAUUGGUGAAUUAAAUGCAAUCAGAAAUAGAGCAUCUGAACCAGCUGUGUGGGUAAGCCCUUAGACAUGUUGCCUUAUGGGAGUCUGAAUUUUUUAUAUUCUUUCCCAAAACAUCUUCACAACUUUCUUAAAAUGCUGUUAUAUGUGUUUAUUUUGCUUUCUUCAUAAUGAAAUUUGUUCGAUCUCCAUUCAGUAGAAAUUGGAACAAUACAUAGUUGAAGGUGUAGCUGCUUUACCCUGGCACAAUGCCAUCAGAGUCAACAAAGCUAAGUUUAUUAAUACCAGCAGGUAAUCUGGCAUGUUUCUGUAUAGACAGGUGGCUCCUCGUAGGAUAAAAGGAUGUAUGCUGACUUUAGCAGAAUCAUUGCUCUCAUUUCCCCCUACAUCUUGACCCUUUUGCUAAUGAAAGCAGCAAAAGCAUAACUGAAACGUCAUCUCAGGUUCCUAGUGAGCUCAUAUUUUCCAAGGAUAUUUGAGUCAUUGUCCUGUAUAAUGUCAGCAUGAUCCAGCUAAAGAAAAGCACUUUUAACCUCUGUUGAUUUCAACUGAGAAAGGCAAUCAUAAGGCUACGGUUCCUAAUAAAACUUACCAGGAAGGAAAUUCUUUUCAACUCAAGAGGAUUAAACUUCAGAGAAAGCAUAUGUAUGAGCAAGCUGAAAAGUGCUUUACUUCAGCUGAAUCAUUCCCAGCAGAUUUUAAGGUUGGAUAAAUAUGAAUUUUUUUUUUGUUAGGGUCAAGCUGUGUUUGCUGAUGUUCUGCAAAAAAGGAAAGGGGUUUGUGAUGUGUGGCUGCAGCCCACUUGAAUGAGUGCUCAAUUACGGUAGAAAGAAAGGGGUUCAGAUUUCAAUCAUUCCACGGUAAGAAUGGUGUGUCUUGGUCAAAUUGCUCUUUUUUUUUGGCAGUUCAUAUCUACAAAAUGCAAAUGGUCAAAUUGCCUCCACACCAGCAAUGAGCAUGUGAGUCUGGUUUUGAGGUUAAAGGUCACAAUUUAAUUAAGGACCUACAAGGGAAAAAACUAGAAAAAAGUGUGGGUCAGCUACCUUAGUGAAGAGUAACAUCCUUUUCCUUUAACAUCCAUGCUCAGCACCUUUAAUCUGUCUGGUAACUGAUCAGUGCCCUGAUAGCCUGUUCACUUAAAACUGCAAGCUAAGGAGCAGAACCAUCUCCCCUUGCUGUCUAGCAUUCAGAGGGAUGGUCUCAUCAGCAUCAUAUCCACUCCCCAUAAGGUUGGUAAGCUAUAAUGAUGGGAGUGGGUGUACAUCCCUUCACCAAAUUUGUGCCGCUCAGUGCUCACCACUGAAGCGAAGCCAAGUCCCCUCCAUGGCUGCAGCACAUGCUUGUUUUGCUGGAAAAGCCAAUUGAAUUGAUCAGCAAAUCUUCAUAUUUGCAGUAUGGAGUAGGUGAAAAAAGAUGGUUUCAGCAGUCACCCCAAAAUUUCCUACUUUGCUCCUAAUGGCAGCUGACUAAUCUCACAUGGCAAAAAGGGACGGAUGAUGCAGGACAGCUUAUACAGGCAGCCUGAUUUUGUCACACAGAUGUUGUUAGGGCUGCCAUACAUCCACAUUACUGGGAUUUCAAAGCCAAGUCAAUUUGGCGUUUUUGUAUAUUUAAAAAAUCUUCUUUAAAAGCUCAACAACUUUCAGUGUGUCCUGGCUUUUGUUUUUUGAAAUAUAGUGUGAGACUUUCACAGUGCCAUUUCCAAAGGGUGUUGGGGGCAAACAUGGGAGUAAAAAGUGCCUGGUAUCUUUUUAAAAACAAACAAGACACAUUUGGUGAGCUCAUUUCUUAGAAAAUUGAUAUAAAGCAGUUUCUGCUCAGAAAAGUACCUCAUUCAUUAGACUAUAAUUAAAGGUCAGAUGUUAGGGAAUGGACAUAAUGGUGCAGAAGGGGAUGAAGCUGUCAGGUUUGGAGUCUGGUUUGGGGCCAUGUGGGCAGCAGGUAAGUGCCAGCAUC